AGGGCCCUUCGGCCUCACUGCGUGCCUCAGUCGAGGGACCGCGGCGGUCGAAGGUCGAUCGUUGCUCAGAUGCGCUCUCCUUUUGAGCCAAAAGUCGCUCCGCACUCUCUCUCUCUCAUCUCCUUCCUUCUUUUGCCUCGCAGUGCAGGCAGCAGCGAAGCGAACCGAAGCUGGAUCGAGUGGUGAUGCGCACGGCGCUGUCAUUUUGAGCCGGAGGAGAGAGGAAUGGGGGAGCUAGGUUACUGCUGAGGGAUAUUUUUAUGCGAGGGCGAUGGAGAGGCGCGGGGGGCCGGCGAUGGCGCCGCUGAGCGCGGCGACGGUAGUGAGAGGGGAGGAGAGGUGGCGGCAUUUUGACAACUCGGUGAACGCCGUCUCGUUUGGGUUCGUGGCCACCGCCGUUCUCAUCUCCAUGUUCCUCGUCAUGGCCAUCUUCGAGCGCUUUCUGCGCUCGAGGUCGCCGCUAGCGGAAAACGGCAGGGGAGGCGGCGGCGAUGCCGACUUUGGGAGGCGGAUGUGGUCGUCGCUGGAUCCGGAGGUGCAUGCCAGCAAGAUGGAGUACUCGUCCUCCAAGAGAAGUCUAAUUGAUAAGCCUACAAAGGCGGGCGCAUCCAAAAUAUUGUGUUACAUGACAAUUCAAUGAAGACAAUUUAGUUCAUCAGCACAGGAAAAAGAUUUGUUGAAUAGGGAGAUUUCAAUGUAUUCCAAGGAGGUAUCUGUGUUGAUGCCUGGCUAUAGCACACCGACUUUCAUCGCGUAUCCUGCUCCCACUCCCGCUCUUGCUCCCUGGCCGCCUUCUCACGAGAAUUGCUAGCUCACCGAAAACCAGAGACCGCCGAGGCCUCAGAAUCCAGCGAACAUGAGUUCCACUUAGCAAAUCUGAACUCUCUCGUGUCUGGGAGCCAUCUUGAUUAUUUGGUAAUGUCAGACAUUGUGUAUAGUUCUCUUUAUGGACUUCGAAGAAGCAUGCUGCUGCCCCUGUUGCUCUCACGGCAGCAGAGAGGUAGCUUUCUCAAGCAUUGACUUGAAUCUUUUAGAGAUGACUUUAAUUCUAAGCUUUGGUCUAGCUUGAUAUCUAA
Molecule: messenger RNA, 1076 nt
Organism: Zingiber officinale
Lineage: Eukaryota; Viridiplantae; Streptophyta; Magnoliopsida; Zingiberales; Zingiberaceae
Exons: 3
Coding region: 272-640 (122 amino acids)
Source: RefSeq, a predicted model, not a curated record